Molecule: messenger RNA, 321 nt
Organism: Penicillium crustosum
Lineage: Eukaryota; Fungi; Ascomycota; Eurotiomycetes; Eurotiales; Aspergillaceae
Exons: 3
Coding region: 1-321 (106 amino acids)
Source: RefSeq, a predicted model, not a curated record
AUGGCAUCAAACCAACCUGCCGAGGAGUCGAUUGCUAAACGACGAAGUGGCACCCACCAAGGAGUGACCGACACGGCGCACGCAGCGUCGGUCGCAGGCCUCACACUUCGCACGGAAGUCCCCGAGCUUCCCAAAGGGGAUGUGACAAAGGCCAAGAGGUGCCUCAAAAAGCACAUGAGACCUGCCGCUGCUGCCGCCACCACCCCUGCUGCCACCGCUUCCUCUUCCGGUAUUGACAACUGCCCGACCAAAGGCCAAUCCGAGACCAAGAAUGAUAGGGACCAGGCCCCUAGCUUCCAACAGCCUUCGCUAUUCGUCUAA